Messenger RNA from Aureobasidium pullulans EXF-150, 1287 nucleotides. Its product is annotated as heme-dependent catalase. The transcript has a single exon. NCBI's taxonomy places the organism in Eukaryota, Fungi, Ascomycota, Dothideomycetes, Dothideales, Saccotheciaceae. Bases 48 to 1232 code for a protein of 394 amino acids. Gene Ontology annotation, molecular function: heme binding. The record is from RefSeq and is a predicted model, not a curated record.
UUUGGAGGCAUUUGUUUCAUCUGAUUGUACUCGUCUUACUUACAGCUAUGGCGGAAGCAUUGAAAGAAACCAUGAGCUCGGCUUGGACAGGCGUCAAGCGUGGUCUGUCCAGCGCACCUCCUAACGAUGCCUAUCUGGCCUGGAAUGCUCCGGGUGUCGAGACCAUCAAAUCGGACGAGGAAGAGAAAACACAGCAGAUUAAGGAUGUCAUGGAGCGCAUGCAGAAGCGCAACUUCGAUCUUCACCGACAUGCCUUCCGCGCAACUCAUGUCAAGACGCAGGGCAUCGUCAAAGGCAAGCUUCAGGUCCACUCGGACUUGCCAGAACAUCUUCGUCAGGGUAUCUUCGCAGAGCCAGGCAAAACAUAUGAUGUUGCAGCAAGAUACGCGAACGAACCGUAUCUGCUCCAACGUGACCAGGAGCCCGGUCCUCGCGGUCUUGGACUCAAAGUAUUCGACGUCACCGGUCCUCGACUGGAGGGCGUCGACGAAUCGGUCAAUACACAGGACUUUCUCUUUAACAACGCACCUAGUAUAGAACUCACAGAUGUCGACACCACGCUGGAGAUCAUGAGUUUGCGUGAGAAGUAUUUCGACGACCCAGCGGCGCUAGGCAGACAUCUAAAGCUUCGAAGCGACAUGAUAAAGCAGCAUGCACCGUACAUGCUUCCGGACACCAACAUAAUUUCUCAUGCCAUGUAUACUCAGUCAGCGUUCAGAUUCGGCCAAUACUAUGGACACAUGGCCCUAUUCCCAGUGCUUGAGACCCAGAAGGCAGCAGACGACAAGGUCAAGAACGACGACCCAUCAUGCGUGCUGUCAGACUGGUUGUUUGACUACUUCGCCGGAAAAGAAGCCAAGUACGAGUUCAAGGUAAGCAACGAUGUGUCGGUGUCCCACAGACAGUGUACUCACAGAAAUCAGAUCCAACUUGGAACUGACCCAGCUCACCACCCUACUGAAGAUGGAAGCGUCGUGUGGGACGAGGCUACUUCGCCCUACCAAUCGCUGGGCACGAUCACAUUCCCGGCACAGGACAGCUUCGGCCAGGAACGACGAGUUUUCUGGGAAGACCGGAUGUCUUUGGAUGCUUGGAGAGGUCUGGCCGCUCACAGGCCGCUUGGGGGUAUCAACAGAUUACGGAAGGGAGUGUAUCCACACAGCAAGAAGACCAGAGACAGGAUCAACGUUUCCAAGUCAGAAGACGUUCGAAGUGUUGAUGAGAUUCCAUAGAAUAGGCAGGGCUUUUGAUGCACAGUGUGGCAGCGAUUAUCUCGGUUGUUUCCAG